Betta splendens (Siamese fighting fish) is the source of this 2142-nucleotide messenger RNA. RefSeq lists its product as uncharacterized. NCBI's taxonomy places the organism in Eukaryota, Metazoa, Chordata, Actinopteri, Anabantiformes, Osphronemidae. Bases 32 to 961 code for a protein of 309 amino acids. The record is from RefSeq and is a predicted model, not a curated record. The transcript is spliced from 7 exons.
CCUGCGUCAUCGGCUCAGGAAAGGAGUCAACAUGGAUACUGCCUCAAGGAAAGACAUUUCUCUUAUUACUAUGACAGUGAAGUGGUUAAAUCUGGCUGGACCAAGUGGAAAACCAACCACAGAUCUACAGUUGGCUCUUCAGACUUGGUUCAACAAAAACAAAACAGGCACAACUUGCUCAGUUUUAAGCCAAUUAGACGAUGGGAGCUUCAUGAUAAAGAUUGAGCCUGCUUCAACGUGGAGUGAGUUUAAAAAACUAAAUGGACAAACACUGACCAGGAAAGAUAAAACAGCAACAGUAACGUCUAUUAAUGGAAGAUCACAACAGCAGGAAACACAAACAUCAGAGGCUGCAUCAGUGAACCUUCAUCCUUCAUCUACAUUACAGAAGGAUGAUGUGGAAAUAGAUAAAGUCAAACACAAUGCUUUCAGUGGUGCAGCAGAUUCUACAGCUGAAGAGCUGACAUGUGUUCUACCAUUCUCCUAUUUCUGGUACAUGAGCCAAGUCUUCAAAGAGCAACUUCAACAUAUAGAGGAAGCGACUGGAGUUAAAAUCACAGCUGAAGAAAAGGUGACAUUUGGAUCAAGUGGAGACCAGCAAAAGGCUUUGUCUGAGUUCAUAAACCUUUACCAGAAAAGCUUACGUGAAUUCAGUUUCAAAGCUGUUCCUGUCAAGGACGUACAUACAGAGGCCUGGAGCAACACAAAGAAAAUCACCCAGAAAAGUGAUAACAAGGUUUUAGUUCAACACUUCAACAAUUCUGUUGGCCAAUCCACUGAUCCUGAGUUUAAUGCACAGCUGGCGUCCGGUAAAGACAAAGACGAAGCAGCAGGAGACGAUGAAGAUGAGAAGUGUUGUAUUUGCAUGGAUGCGUUUAAAGAUAAAAGACGACUCAAGUGUAAACAUGAGUUUUGCAGCGAAUGUCUGAAGAAAUCAGAAGAAAGUCUGGGACCCUUGUGACCACUCUGCAAGGAUGUGUUUGGUGUUAAUGUGGAGCAUCGGAAGCUGAGCGCUGCCUCCUAUGAUGGACAUUUACACAGUAGCAGGUCUAAGUUUAGUGCUCACUUCAAUGUUUCACAAACAGAUGUCUGUAAAGAGAAGGUAGAAGUUAAAGUUUGUUACAGACGACCUGCAGGAAACGCUUUAAAAAAGAGCCAUGGUGUCAGAGCUAGCAGAGGUAUGCUUCAUAUGUGUCAGCGCCAAACGUCUCCCAUCCCUCUAACCCACCUCCAAGGAGCCAGUGGGUUCAGUGGGUCAAUAAAGAACCAAAAGUAUGGUUCUAAAUCGGAGGGGUCGUCCACUGAUCCUGAGUUUAAUCCACAGCUGGUGUCUGUUAAAAACAAAGACGAAGCAGCAGGAGACGAUGAAGAUGAGAAGUGUUGUAUUUGCAUGGACACAUUUAAGGAUAAAAGACGACUCAAGUGUAAACAUGAGUUUUGUAGCGAAUGCCUGAAGAAAUCAGAGGAAAUGGGGGGACCCUUCUGUCCAGUCUGCAAAGAUAUAGAUAUAUAGAGUGAAACCAACCAGAUGGACAAAUGACAUGGAGAAAAUCUACCUCAUCCCUCCCUGGGUUUUAUGACUGUUGCACCAUAGAAAUCAACUAUGAUAUUCCAACUGGAAAACAGACAGACAAACAUCCCAAUCCUGGACAGUUUUAUUUUGGUAUUAACAGAACAGCAUAUCUGCCACACAACAAAGAGGGUAACGAGGUUCUGGAACUGCUGAAAAGAGCUUUUGACAAGAAGCUUAUUUUCACUGUUGGGAGUUCCAGAACAACUGGGCUGGACAACCAAGUGACCUGGAAUGACAUUCAUCACAAGACAUCAAUAUAUGGAGGACCACAGUGUUUCGGGUAUCCUGACCCCGACUACCUGUUCAGAGUCAAAGAGGAGCUGAAGGCCAAAGGCAUCAAGUGACGGGUUGGAGGAAGUGGCUGCUGGAAACUGCUGUCAAAUAAUUACUGGGCUGAUCCUAAUGUUAAGCAGAACGUGUUUUCUCAUUUAUAUUAUUCAUCAUUAAGAAUUGUUGUAGACAAGACAAGAAUUUAAUAAUUAUAUGUUAAUGCAUGUGUUUGACUUUCUGUCUACCGGGAACAUGAUCAGGUUUAAGGUUUGUGUUUGUCUAAUAAAUGUUAAAACACA